UGCAACCUCCACAACGAGAAAUUUGAACUCUUUUAGAAUGACCACCUCUAAGCUUUUGUCCCCAUUCCUCCUCCUCCUCCUCCUCCUCCUUGCCAUUACUGUAAAAUCAGACUUCAAUCCAACACUUUCCUGCGCCCAAACACCAUUUCCUGAACUCUGCAAUUCCAUGGUCAGCACUGCUAACCUGGCCAAAGAGAAUGCUAGACUCAGUCUCCGAGACACGGCGAUCCGAGCAACGAUAGCCAGAGCAGAGCUAGCCCACCUGAUCGCUUCAAAGAUUGAUGCUUUGUCCUUCCACCGGACCGCAAGGGCUGGCUGGGCUGACUGUCUCGAGCUCUGCGAGGACACCAUCGCACAGCUCUACCGCUCUCUAUCUAACACCUCUUCUCACGAAGAUUCCCAAACCUGGUUGAGCGCCGCCGCCGCCAACCAGCAGACUUGCCAAGACGGCUUUUUUGAGCUCAAUUCCUCCUUCGAUCUUCACUCCUCCCCAUUCUUAUCCUACAACAUCUCCAACGCCGUUAGCAAUCUGCUCGCCAUUAACAAAGCAACGGCGGCCGCGAAAUCCGCCGGGGGAAACAGAAAGCUGCUUUCUGACGGUGGAAGCCGAUUUCCGGCUUGGGUUUCUGCGGCGGACCGGAGGCUUCUUCAGUCGUCGGCGGUGAAAGCUGAUAUUGUGGUGGCGAAGGAUGGGUCGGGGAACUAUAAGACUAUUUCUGAAGCUGUGGCCGCCUCCGCUAAACAGAGAAGCGGGAGUUCGAGGUUUGUGAUACAUGUUAAAGCUGGUAUAUAUAACGAACAAGUUGAAAUCAAAUCGUCGAUGAAGAAUUUGAUGAUCGUCGGUGAUGGAAUUGAUAAGACCGUCGUCACCGGAAGCAAGAAUGUCGUCGAUGGCUCCACCACCUUCCGCUCUGCAACUUUCGCUGUAGUUGGUAGCGGAUUCAUCGCACGUGACAUCACCUUCCAAAACACGGCGGGUCCUCAGAAACAUCAGGCGGUGGCUCUCCGAUCGGGCUCCGACCUCUCCGUCUUCUACAGCUGCAGCUUCAAGGGAUAUCAAGACACCCUCUACGUCUACAGCCAGCGCCAGUUCUACCGCAACUGCGACAUCUACGGCACCGUCGACUUCAUCUUCGGUGACGCCGCCGUUGUCUUUCAGAACUGCAACAUCUUCGCCCGCAAGCCCAUGAGCGGCCAGAAGAACACCGUCACCGCACAGGGCCGUACUGAUCCCAACGAGAACACCGGAAUCUCUAUCAUCGACUCUGUCAUCGCAGCCGCCUCCGAUCUCACCGGAAGCUCCGUCAAGAGCUACCUCGGCCGCCCAUGGAAGCAAUACUCGAGAACGGUUAUAAUGAAGACAAACAUAGGGAGCCUCAUCGAUCCCGCCGGCUGGCUCGAGUGGAGCGGCAAUUUUGCUCUCUCGACGCUGUACUACGGCGAGUAUUUGAAUUCCGGCGGCGGGUCAAGCACUGCAGGCCGGGUGAAGUGGCCGGGAUACCAUGUCAUCACCAGUGCUUCGGAGGCCGGAAAGUUCACCGUUGGCAACUUUAUUUCCGGCGAUUCAUGGAUUCCGGCCACCGGCGUUCCGUUCACCUCCGGGCUUUAAUUUGAUUGGUUAUUGGCUUAUUGCACUCUACCGAUUCCGUGAUUGAUUGUACUUCCCUUCGUUUUUGUUUACUUUUUAGUGGUGUGAGUAAAUCAGUUCAUAUUUUUAUAAGGAAGAUUUACGUA
Molecule: messenger RNA, 1734 nt
Organism: Phalaenopsis equestris
Lineage: Eukaryota; Viridiplantae; Streptophyta; Magnoliopsida; Asparagales; Orchidaceae
Product: pectinesterase-like
Exons: 3
Coding region: 38-1609 (523 amino acids)
Biological process (GO): cell wall modification
Molecular function (GO): pectinesterase inhibitor activity; pectinesterase activity
Source: RefSeq, a predicted model, not a curated record